GAACAAUCGAGAACGCUCAGGCCAUGCCAUGACAGGGUUCAUCUCCGGCGACGGAAGAGACGGUGACUUGCACGGUGGCGGCGGGUGCAGAAAACAACGACGUGGCAGGGGAAUGCGUGGCGCACGGUGGCCGGAAUAACUCUCCCUCGGUGGAGAAACGUGCUACCUGCAGCAGCUACCUACAGUAGCAACAAUAACAAAGCGAUGAACUCUCAUCUAUUCAACUGCCAAAUAACUAACUAACUAACGGCUAACUGAUUAACGUAACUGACAAGCUUACUGAACUAACCGCCUAACUGAUUCGAUUUUUCUUUUUGGCAGAACAAAUUGAUGGUCACGCAAUUGGUGUGUGCCACUGAAUUCAAACUAUAAAUACGCGUUUUGCUUCCCGCUAUUUUCACAAAUCACAAUCACCAACCGUCAACAAUUCAUCAGAGAAAGAAAGAAUGCAAACACCAGAGCGUAGCAGGAAGAGGCCGAGAGAAGGAGGAGGAUCAUCUUCAAUGGCUGCGGAAGAUCAAGAAGGAUCAUCAUCUUCAAUGUCUGUGGACGAAGCAUCAUCAUCUUCAAUGCCUCCUGUGAGAGUUUUCAUAGUGUUUUAUCCGAUGGAUGGUCAAGUGGAGAUACUAGCAAGGAGAAUACUCGACGGGGUUAAUUCUGUACAAGGUGUUGAGGCAAAACUAUGGACGGUACCUGAGCCACUGCCAGCUGAGCUAAGAGCACCAACCAAGAGUGAUGUAUCAACCAUCACUGCAAACGAAUUCAUAAAGGCUGAUUGUGUAAUCUUGGGCUUCCCAGCAAGGUUUGGAAUGAUGGCUUCUCAGUUCAAAGCCUUUCUAGAAACUACUGAAUCUGAUGCGCAAAAAGGCUUUUUUGCAUCCAAGCCUGCUGGCAUCUUCUACAGCAGCAAUACCCCAGGCAGUGGACAAGAGACUGCAGCGCUCACUGCUGUAACUCAGCUGGCUCAUCUUGGAAUGAUAUUGGUUCCGAUUGGAUAUCCAUCGGAUAUUGACAUGUUUCAGGGAGGAUCACUCAUGGAAAUGAAAGGUGGAAGUCCAUAUGGGACAGGAACUUAUACUGGUGUUGAUGGCUUUAAACAGCCAACUCCGCGUGAAUUGGAUUCAGCAUUUCGUCAAGGAAAACAUACUGCCGAGAUCGCAAAGCAGCUCAAGGAUUAUGGUUUUCAGAGAUGUAUGGAAGAUAUCUGGUGAUUGAUAUUUGCUUUACAAGUUUCUUGGUGUUUCUCUCUCAUUUAUUCGGCCAAGAAAUACUUGUUACUGAUCCCCUUUCACGAAUGUAAUGAUAGCAGAAUGAAAGAUUAAUCUGCAAGUAUGUGUAUGCAGUAAACUUCUAAUUUCUUGUUACAAUACUGUUAGUAGAUUAGUUUGUUAGCGUAUUGUUAGAAACUGUAGCAUUUAGUUACUGAAUUAGUUAGUUCAGUAAGUAUGAACACUUGUGUGUAAAGAGAUGCUAUAGUUUGUUAUCAGUUUCUUAAUUCAACAAGACGAAUUCAUUUCA
This is a messenger RNA of Lotus japonicus, 1518 nucleotides long. RefSeq names its product NAD(P)H dehydrogenase (quinone) FQR1-like. The record is from RefSeq and is a predicted model, not a curated record. NCBI's taxonomy places the organism in Eukaryota, Viridiplantae, Streptophyta, Magnoliopsida, Fabales, Fabaceae. The coding region runs from base 447 to 1211 and encodes 254 amino acids. The transcript is spliced from 5 exons. Gene Ontology annotation, molecular function: FMN binding; NAD(P)H dehydrogenase (quinone) activity.